This is a messenger RNA of Trichomonas vaginalis G3, 1579 nucleotides long. RefSeq names its product protein of unknown function, DUF4106 family. NCBI's taxonomy places the organism in Eukaryota, Parabasalia, Trichomonadida, Trichomonadidae. The annotation marks the transcript as partial. The transcript has a single exon. The record is from RefSeq and is a predicted model, not a curated record.
AUGCAAAAGGCAAUGAAAAGCGCAGAAUAUAUAAAAGCUAAUAAUGACUGGUUAGAUGCCCAAGCCAACGCUAAAGCAGCCCAACUUAUAGGGUCAAUAAGGACAAAAAUACAAGCGGAAGAAGACAGUUCAAAUGAAGCUUUAAUGAAUGCUGACUUUAAGAACGCCUUCGAAGCUCUUCAUAGUAAGGUGAAACAAGUGAACGACUUCUCAUCUGGAAAGAAACUGAAGUCUGAAGGUUUCGACAAAGAGUUAAGAGAAGUAGCACAAAAUAUGACGAAAAUAACAGAUGCAGCAACGAGACAGGCAGUUCAAAGUGCCUAUGACGCCGUUAGAGCAACUGUUGUGGAAAGUCAAGAAAAAGAGUUACAACAGACCAAAACAGACCUAGUAAAUGCUUUCUUAAAAACGAAAAGUCAGGUAGGACAUUAUGCUGCAGAUGGAACAUAUGUGCCAGCUGGUGGAACUUAUAUACCAGCUGGUGGAACUUAUAUACUAGCUAGUGGAACUUAUAUACCACCAAACCCUCCAAGAGAAGCACCUGCACCAGGACUACCUAAAACAUUUACAUCGUCACAUGGACACAGACACAGGCAUGCACCAAAACCAACACAACAACCAACAGUUCAAAAUCCAGCACAACAACCAACACAACAACCAACAGUUCAAAAUCCAGCACAACAACAACAACCAGCACAACAACCACCUCCACAACCAGCACAGCAACCAACAGUUCAAAACCCUGCACAACAACAACCACAAACAGAGCAAGGACAUAAAAGAAGUAGAGAACAAGGAAACCAAGAAUUCUUAAAAAUGCUAAAGGAAGAUUAUGGUUACCCAGAUACUCUUGACUUUAGUGACAGAUAUAAAGAAGCUAUUAGAAAGUUCAAGGAAGGAAAUACUGACCCGAACCUAUUUAGCUUUAUGGCUCAGCACCAAAUGGGAUAUAAUUUCAAACCUGGAAAAUACAAGCUCGCUAAGGGAUAUGAUUUAAUAGCAUAUCAUCCAAAUGACAUGACUGAAUUUACUCCGAGAUAUUUGGUGUCAGAGCUAAAUGAUAAUUCAACUCUCUUCAUGAAACGCGUAAAAAAUAGAGACAGAACGAAAGAAGAAAGGUUUAUGAGUCCGGAUGACUUAGAUAGGGAACUUGUUAAAAACGGUCUCGGAAUAUAUGAAAUGCCAGCAGAUGAGGUACAAGAAACUCCACAGGAAGAAGUUCAGAUACAACCAGACAUGGAAGAAAUAGUUCAGCAACAACAGCUAGAAGAGCCUGAAGGAAACGAACAAGUCCCUCCUUUGGAAACUAACUUCACAGAACUAGAUGAAGAUUUGGAACAGCCGAAAAAUCUUGACCCUCAACAAGAGUAUGAGGUGAAUAUGGAAUCUUUCCAAGAGUCUAAGAAAAAUUCGGCUGACAUGGUAGAAGAAUAUCGAAAAAUGUUUGCCGACAUACAAAAGACUCCAACACCAGAUGAAAAUAUUCAGCAUAGAAUGGAAGUACUGAAAGAAAAUGUACGCAAAUACAAUAACCCUUUUUACUUACGACCAUAUAACGUUCAAUCUUUGGCUGAACUCG